CAAUCCUUUGUAGUAUCCAUUUUGUUACUGGGCAUAAGGCAGCAUCACAUCAUCAUGAGUUACAUAUUUUUAUAUGUACCACACAUUGAUAGUGCUAUCAUUUAUAUGCCAACAUCUUAACAUGCAACCAAGUUGGAGGUGUGUGCUGCAGCAGACUUGCGUGAGUUGUACGUUAUUAUGAUGGGCAGAAGGUACCAGUGUCCAAUAGGUAGGCAACCAUGAAGGGGGGAUGUUUUUCAAAGUGGUGUUGAUCUGUUGCCUCCCAAACCAUGGGGUUGCAUCAUAAGUGUGGCAUUGCAUCAUGAAGACUAGACAUGGGAAGGCUGUUGCAUUGUGUAAAAUCCAACACAAUGAGCAGAAUCAUAAGAUCAUACAAGGUUGCGGGGGGCAUUCCAGUGCGACUGCUCAAAGUUGAAGCCCCAGCAAUAUCAAGCUACCAGGCUCGCCAGCUGAGUAACCCGUCACAGAAACCCCAAGGGUUCAUCGGCAAGCUCAUCGACAACAUCAAACAGGAGUAUGAGAAGAACAAGGAGAUGAAGGAGAGCCUCGAGAAGUUCAAGAGGGAGGCCGAGCGACUGGAGCAGUCGGAAGCCCUGAAGAAGGCCCGUGAGAAGUAUGAACGGCUGGAGUCGGAGACGGGCGAGGGGACCAAGAUGCUGCAGGAGAGGUUAACCUCGCUGAAAAAGAAGCUCGGGGAGACGCUCGAUGAAGCCCAAAAACUCGAGCUGGUCAAAAAAGCCACCGAGCUGACCGAGACGAUGAACAAGCAGGCGCGCCAGACGGCCGAGGCCGUGGCGCAGCGCGGCGAGCAGCUCGGCCGCUCGGCCACCUUCCAGACGCUCUCCGACACGGCGCGCGCCGUCAAGCGCGAGAUCGACGACAGCACCAUCGGCAGCCCGGGGGUGUACCGGGCGCCCAAGGUGCUGCGUAAACGCAAGAGCGCGGCGGCGCCCGAAGACGACCACGCCGUCGCCGCCGACACCGAGGCCACCGGCUUGGAGCUCCACAAGGACUCGCGCUUCUACGCCAGCUGGCAGAACUUCAAGGACAACAACGCGUACGUGCACAAGGUCAUGGACUGGAAGACCAAGUACGAUGAGAGCGACAACGCGGUGGUGCGCGCCUCCCGCCUGCUGACGGACAAAGUCAGCGACAUCAUGGGCGGCCUGUUUCAGCGCACGGAGCUAUCAGAGGUGCUCACCGAGAUCUGCCGGAUGGACCCGCACUUCGACAAGGACCAGUUUCUGCGCGACUGCGAGCACGACAUCAUCCCCAACAUCCUGGAGGCGAUGAUCCGCGGCGACCUGGACAUCCUGCAGGACUGGUGCUACGAGGCCACCUUCAACGUGCUGGCGCAGCCCGUGCGCACGGCGCGCCAGCUGGGCUACCACUACGACUCCAAGGUGCUGGACGUGGACAACGUGGACCUGGCCAUGGGCAAGAUGAUGGACCAGGGCCCGGUGCUGAUCAUCACGUUCACGUCGCAGCAGAUCCUGUGUGUGCGCGACGCGCGGGAAACUGUGAUCGAGGGAGAUCCUAACAAGAUAAUGCGCGUGAACUACGUGUGGGUGCUGUGCCGCGACCAAACAGAGCUCGACCCGCAGGCCGCCUGGCGCCUGCUGGAGCUCUCGGCCAGCAGCACCGAACAGCUCGUCUAGCGCCCGGUGCGUCAGUGAGCCAGUGACGUAAUGGCGGCCGCCGGUCGGCCUCGCCCGGCCGCCUGCGGCGCGGGGUCGGUCGCACGUGCAGCCGGUGGGCGGGGGAGGAGGGGGGCGGAACUCUCGCUCAGGGCUGAUGUCGCAGCGGCGCGGGGCCGGGUAGCCACUGCUGUGAUGGAUUUCCGUUGUGACCCCGGCGGCUUGACGCUGAUGACGUCAUAGUGAUGUGUUAGACGUACGGCCAGGGUGGAGCGGGCGCCGGUAUUGCAGCCGGCCUUAAAUAGCACGAAUUCAAGCCACACCGCAUAGUGCAACCUACGUGCAAUCUGCGUGGCCGAUGAAGGAGUGACAGUCAUUGUUCCCACAUGCCCGACGAAUGGCUCCUUCCGUGGCUUAGUAUGUGCUGACGUCAUAGAGCAAUGUUAGUGAGUCUCACCGUGCCCAGUGGACAGUGCAUGACGUCACUUCGCUAACGUGAGUCAAAACGCUAAAGGCGGCUUGCCAAUCGUGAUGGUGUGGAAGUUCCUAUCUCCAUAUUGCGAUUGGCGCCCGGUUUUCUGGUCUGGAUCAGUCGUCCGCCGGGUCUGCUCUGUACGAACUCGACAAAAGUGGCGAACUUUGUGUCGCACAUGCGAAUACAGGUACA
Molecule: messenger RNA, 2304 nt
Organism: Pollicipes pollicipes
Lineage: Eukaryota; Metazoa; Arthropoda; Thecostraca; Pollicipedomorpha; Pollicipedidae
Product: mitochondrial import inner membrane translocase subunit TIM44
Exons: 8
Coding region: 315-1658 (447 amino acids)
Biological process (GO): protein import into mitochondrial matrix
Cellular component (GO): mitochondrial inner membrane
Molecular function (GO): protein-folding chaperone binding
Source: RefSeq, a predicted model, not a curated record